GGAGCCGGGCGGGCGGGAGGACCGGAAGUGCCGGCAGCUCGUGGCGACGGCGGGGCCGGGUGGAGCUCCCGGCGCGGCUCGGCUCUCACCGCCCCGGCGGAACAUGGCGGAGGCGGCCCCGGCCCCGGACGAGGAGGGCGCGGAGCUCGCGGCCCUUAUCGGCGCCACCGUGCCCACCGGGUUUGAGCAGACGGCGGCCGCGGAGGUGCAGGAGAAGCUGGGCUCGGCCUCCAGCAUCAGCAGGGACCGGGGCAAGAUCUACUUCGAGGUCCCGGCUCGGAGCCUGCCGCAGGUCCAUCGUCUGAGGUCAGUGGAUAAUUUAUUUGUUGUUGUUCAGGAGUUCAAAGACUAUCAAUUUAAAGAAAACAAGGAAGAUGCUCUAAAGGAUUUGGAAGAUUUGGUUAAAAAAUUGCCUUGGACUGAUCCGUUGAAAGUUUGGGAGCUGAACAACAGCUUGAAAAAGAAAAAGACAAAACGCAAAAAGCAUAACCUGCAGAGCACUACAAGCAAAGAGAAGUUGAGUGGUGAUGGGGAAGAGGAAGGAACAGAUCAGAAGGACACUGGUAAACAGGAGGAUUGUGCCCAGAACACUGCAGGGGAAGAAGCCGCUAGUGGCCAGGAUAUAGAGAAGAUACAAGAAGUGGCAUCACAAAAUGACGAGGAGGAGGAAGAUAAUGAACAAUCAGAUGCUAAAGAUGAGUUGCAGGCGGGUUCUGGGAGUGAGACCAAGGCAGGCGAUGGUGCAACAAGUGAAGGAGAGGCAAAGGUGUUGAAGUUCCGUGUUACAUGCAAUAGAGCAGGAGACAAGCACUGUUUCACAUCAAACGAGGCUGCAAGAGACUUUGGUGGAGCUGUGCAGGAGCACUUCCAGUGGAAAGCUGACAUGACUAACUUUGAUGUAGAGGUUCUUCUGAAUAUCCACAACAAUGAAGUAGUUGUGGGCAUUGCAUUAACUGAAGAGAGUCUUCACAGAAGAAAUAUUACACAUUUUGGACCCACAACUCUUCGUUCAACUCUUGCUUAUGGCAUGCUUAGACUCUGUGACCCACAGCCAACAGAUAUUAUAGUUGAUCCCAUGUGUGGCACAGGUGCAAUACCAAUAGAGGGAGCUACAGAAUGGCCUAGCUGCUACCAUAUUGCUGGUGAUAACAACCCACAAGCUGUAAAGAGAGCAGCAAACAACAUCGGUUCAUUACUAAAGAAAAGUGAGAAGCAGGAAAGCAGUACUUCCUCGGGCAUACCCUUAGACAUCAUUCAGUGGGAUAUUUGCAAUCUCCCUUUGCGAACUGGCUCUGUGGACAUCAUUGUGACAGACAUGCCAUUUGGAAAGAGGAUAGGGUCAAAGAAGAAGAACUGGGACCUCUAUCCAUCCUGCCUUAUGGAGAUGGGUCGGAUCUGCACACCAGGGACAGGCAGGGCUGUGCUGCUUACACAGGAUAAGAAAUGCUUUGUCAAGGCCUUGUCAAGAAUGGGACACAUCUGGCGCAAAAGUCAGACCGUAUGGGUGAAUGUUGGCGGACUUCAUGCUGCAGUGUAUCUUCUGAAACGCACCUGGGAAAGAGCAGAAGAGAAAAGAUCAUUCUGGUAACCUGUAUGGAAGAAGACAAGAGACACCUCCAGAAUGUUGAAUAGCAGUCUGGUAAAGCAGACACCUGAGAGGUCUGUCGGUUCACGAUAAAAAGAAACAACCAACCUCUGUAGAAAUUGUAACAUGAAUCAAGGGAUCAACUUGAGAGCUACCAGUUAUGCUACUACAUGUUCUGAAACCUUGUUAAUUAAAUCACCUCUUUGCUCCCUGCCACCUGAACUGAAAUUCCGUAGAGGAAUACUUUCCUUUGCCUGAGUCUUCUCUAUGAUGUCCAUUGUAUUUUUCAGUUAAAUGUUUAUUUCUUCUGCUUUUAGUAGAAAACACAUUGAGGCAGCUUUGGAGGUAACUGAAUUUAUUUCUCAAACUGUAGAAAUCAUAUGGGUGUCUUGAAGUGACUAAUGAGACUACUGAGACAGUCAUCUUGAAGGACUUAGAGGCAGUAUCUCUUUAAUGUAGGAGUUUUCCAAACUGAAGUUUUCUAGUUUAUACCAUUGCCCAAAUGUAAGCUACGAUAAUAAACCAGUAUCUGCUUAACAUGGUCGGAUAAGCAAAUGCCAAUUAGUAAACUAUGCUGAUGCUACUGUUUUAUUUACCUGUUACCUCAACACCUCAACUUAGUGCUAAUUGUUAGUAAAUGUCUAAUCCAUAUUCUGAUGUACCACUGCCAUGGGGGAGGGGGUAACACACACAGCCUUAGCAUACUGUCUGUAGUUACUAUGUGAGAACAGAUCUUCUAAUGAUUUUAUUUAAAAGUUCUGGUUUUCAAUGUCUACUGUAGACAUACCAAGGUGGCAAUGAGUUUAAAGUUCUUAGGUGAUUUAACUGCUGUAGUUAUGCCACAAUAUUUACAAAAAUAUAUUACCUGUUGAAUAGCUUGAAGUUGCAAAUAUUUUUUCUUCUGUAAAUGUACUGUGAUUUCUCAAACCUCUUUGCUUAUCAGAGGAUGAAAACGGUAGUUAAAGAGUUCACCAUUUUCAUUGAAUUGUAUUCAUGCUAAAUAUGUGUCUUUAGAGGUGAAUUAACAAGUAUUAAAGUUUUGGAAGUUUUGCAUAGUAGGUAAGUCUUAAUUGUAUUCCUUUUCCAGUCUGUGUCUAGUAAAGGAUAAUGCAGCCCUUUAUUUAUGCAGCCAGUUAUGUUCUUGGAUGAAAUAGUGCAUCUGUUUAAUUCAUUCCCACACUGCAUUGUUUCUGU
Molecule: messenger RNA, 2779 nt
Organism: Cuculus canorus (common cuckoo)
Lineage: Eukaryota; Metazoa; Chordata; Aves; Cuculiformes; Cuculidae
Gene: THUMPD3
Product: THUMP domain containing 3
Exons: 9
Coding region: 104-1588 (494 amino acids)
Biological process (GO): tRNA methylation
Molecular function (GO): RNA binding; tRNA (guanine) methyltransferase activity
Source: RefSeq, a predicted model, not a curated record